Messenger RNA from Cladophialophora immunda, 591 nucleotides. RefSeq names its product NEDD8-conjugating enzyme UBC12. The transcript has 3 exons. Bases 1 to 591 code for a protein of 196 amino acids. The record is from RefSeq and is a predicted model, not a curated record. Lineage: Eukaryota; Fungi; Ascomycota; Eurotiomycetes; Chaetothyriales; Herpotrichiellaceae.
AUGGUCGAUGGUACGAGCGAUUCCGGGUGCGUAUUGGAAGUCGCUGAUGGCAAUUUGCAGAAGCAACAGCAACAAAAGGAUGAACAGGCACAAGGGGUGACACAAAAGAAGAAGAAGGUCACAGCUGCCCAACUUCGCGUGCAAAAAGAUCUAAGUGAACUGUCACUCGGUUCAACCAUGAAGACGACGUUCCCCAACCCCGACGAUAUCCUGAACUUUACCCUCACGAUCGAACCAGAUGAAGGAAUGUACAAGGGCGGCAGCUUCGUGUUCAACUUCUCCAUCAACCAGAACUUCCCACACGAUCCACCCAAAGUCAAAUGCACACAGAAGAUUUACCAUCCAAACAUUGAUCUAGAGGGAAAUGUCUGCUUGAACAUCCUGAGAGAGGAUUGGAAGCCUGUGUUGAAUUUGAACGCCGUUAUCGUCGGCAUGCAGUUCCUCUUCCUGGAGCCGAAUGCUUCUGAUCCGCUAAACAAGGAGGCUGCUGAAGAUCUCAGAAACAACCGAGAAGGAUUCCGGCGUAAUGCGCGAACGGCAAUGGGGGGCGGGUCCGUGAGAGGACAGACCUACGACCGAGUAUUGCGGUGA